This is a messenger RNA of Anoplophora glabripennis (Asian longhorned beetle), 1860 nucleotides long. RefSeq names its product esterase B1. The coding region runs from base 52 to 1656 and encodes 534 amino acids. The record is from RefSeq and is a predicted model, not a curated record. Lineage: Eukaryota; Metazoa; Arthropoda; Insecta; Coleoptera; Cerambycidae. The transcript has 6 exons.
AGUAUUACCUCUACCACGUUAGAAAAUCAGUCGUAUUGGUUAUCAAAUAAUAUGGAUGCACCGAUAGUAACAAUCAAACAAGGUAAACUGAAAGGCUAUAUUCGAACUGACAUUGACGGUGGUCAAAUUGUCUCAUUCGUGGGAGUGCCGUAUGCCAAACCGCCAGUUGGACAGUUGAGGUUUAAGGCUCCUUUACCGCCUGAACCAUGGGAGGGGAUAAAGGAUGCUACCCAGGACGGCAACAAUUGCUACGCAAAGGAUCUAAUUCUCAAAACCGUUGUUGGUUCUGAAGAUUGUCUGAAUCUAAAUGUGUUUACGAAAAGCCUUCUAGAUUCAAAUGCCGCGUUAAAACCAGUUAUGGUGUUCCUCCACGGUGGAGGGUUCUUAUCAGGAUCAAACAAGCCCGAUAUGUACGGACCAGACUUCCUACUGACUCAAGACGUCGUCCUCGUAGUACCAAACUAUCGUCUGGGCGCUUUGGGGUUUCUAAGUUCCGAUGACGUUACUAUAGGGGUGCCUGGAAACGCUGGACUGAAAGACCAGCUCUUGGCCCUCCAGUGGGUGCAGGAAAAUAUCAGAAACUUCAACGGCGACCCCAACAAUGUGACGAUUUUCGGAGAGAGCGCUGGCAGCGCUUCAGUUCACUACUUGGUGCUGUCUCCGAGGGCGAAGGGCCUAUUUCACAAGGCGGUGUUGCAGAGCGGGACCGCUUUGAACUCCUGGGCACACGGACAGCAGGUGAUGGUAGCCCUAGCGAAGAAGAUGGGUCACUACGUAAAUAGCGACAGAGAGGCGUUGGAUAUACUGAGAGAAGCUCCCUUAAAACUAUUGUUAGAGGCACAAGAAGAACUGGACAAGGAAAGAAUACCGUCAGACAAGCCUUUUUUCGCACCAGUCGUCGAAAAACCCAACGAUACAGCUUUUAUCACGGAAACACCCAUCGACAUAAUCAGGUCUGGAAACUACAACAAAGUUCCUUUAAUGAUCGGUUACACCUCGAGAGAGGGAUUGCUACUGGCGACGUACGACACGUUUGCUUCAAUGCAGGGAACAGUUGAAAAUAAGUUCCCACCGUGCUUCGAAGACAUCAUUCCAUGGCAGAUAGGAUUGGAACGUGGAAGCGAUAUUAGCAAACAGGUGUGUCAAAAACUGGAGAAAACUUAUUUUCAAGGUCCCGAUGUUAUCGACAAUACGCAUAUGCUGACAUCAGACUCCCUAUUUGUAGCGGGAAUAUUAGCUACAGUGAAGAAUCACUUGGAAACGUCGCAGAAUCCAAUUUAUCUAUACAGAAUGUCUUUGGAGGCUGAGUUGAAUGUUAUUAAGCAUUUCACGAAAAUAACUGCUCCAGGUGCAUGCCACGCUGACGACCUUGGGUACCUCUUUAAAGCUAUAUUGACUCCUCCGAUUCAACCAGGUAGUAUCGAGGAAAUAUCACUGAGAAGAUUUGUGAAGUUGUGGACGAAUUUCGCCAAGUACGGAAAUCCUACGCCUGAUGCGAAUGAACUUGGAAUAAUAUGGAAACCAGUGAAACAAGGACAGCUUAAUUUUAUUGACAUUGGAACAGACCUCACUGCUGGAGUUGAUCCUGAACCAAAGACAAUACCAUUGUGGAAGGAAAUCUAUCAGCUAAAUCCAGAUACAGCCAAUUUUUUGUAGGAUAGCACGAUGUUUAGAUACGCCUGUCGGAAGUGUUGGUGACAUUGACAACCGUUUCGCUAAACAUAUGCACAUUUGUAUGCUUUACCCUUUGAAUGGUGUAAACAUCACAUCUCACACUAGCCCAGUCGGUAUCUGUUUUAAAAGUAGGAUGUUUCAUAUAGUAACGCUAAUUUUUGUUGGAAAUAGUUAUAAAUAUUAUGU